Messenger RNA from Electrophorus electricus (electric eel), 1310 nucleotides. The record is from RefSeq and is a predicted model, not a curated record. NCBI's taxonomy places the organism in Eukaryota, Metazoa, Chordata, Actinopteri, Gymnotiformes, Gymnotidae.
AUGAAAUCGGUAAUAGUCGUUGUUUUAGGGGUCUAUCUGGCUUUGCAGACAGUUUGCACCAGGAUACCUACAGACUGUUUGUCACUGCUGGGACCAUGUGUUUCACCAGACCUCUGUAAAAAUGAAGAGAACCUUCUGCAAACCAUCUGUGACUCUAAAAGUGGCAACUGCCAGAUGCAAGAUUCUGAGGGCUGUAACGAGACCAUCCAGGCCAUCUUUGGCCGUUCGCCGCCGUGGAGGAGAGAGUGUGCCUGUGAUGAAGAAGACCCAUGUGACACCCUGCAGCUGUUGGCUUCUCUGUGCCAUUCGCAUUUGGCAGGUGAUGGGGAUCUAGGCACAUCUGACAAGUCGAGCAUAGCAGCCCAGCAGUGGACUGUGACAGAGCAGCAGGAGCUCAGCCAACACGAGAAUGUUCACUGUGUUCCAGUGCAUGAGAACAUGAAACUGAAGGGAGAAUGGAAAUCAAGCAGACUUUCAGGAUAUGUGCCUGGCCCAAAUGCGUCCUGCCUUCAGGAGAUGAUGCUAUGCAUCCAGGAUGAAGUCUGCAACAGGCACCUUGUGCCAUUUGUCCAGUCCUGCUCGAGGCCUCAGUGUGAGGAUGUACAAUGCAGACUGGCUGCAAGACGCUUCUACUCUGGUCUGCCUCAGAAUGUGGCUGAGAUGCUGCUGUUCUGCCAGUGUGCGAAAGGGGAGCAGGACUGUGAGCAGGUCUGGGGCACUCUGCAGUCCGUCUCUUGCACAGGAGCCCAGGUGCCCCUGCGGAGCUGCUUGGACACACUAGAGAGCUGCACUAGAAACAUGCUGUGCAGGCAAACAUUUGAAGCAUUUUUGUCUAAAUGCUUUGAGCCAGAGGAUACGCCAUACAGUGAAUAUUCAACCACGGACUUGAUACAUAUCAUAGAUCUUAACCAUUUUCUCAGUGAAGACAAAGAAUGUAGAAAGGCGUUUGUGGCCACAGUGGGGUCUAUUCUGCAGAGUCCUUGCACCUGCCAGGAGUUGUAUCAUCACGACCUAUACAAGUGCAAUAUGCUGCAACAAGCCAUUCAAAACAGGUCCCACUUCAGGUUACAUGGGGCAAAAAGAAAUGCCUCAUUACAGACAGAAGUAAACAAAUCAAAACCAGGCCACUCACAGUUCAAUGAUCAGUUAUGGUACUUUUUGGUGUACAUCUUUGUGGUUGUGGUAAUAUUAACUGCAGUCACCAUUAUUUGGCACAAACUCAGGAGAACGCACAGAUUGUCAAAGAAUGCAAGAUUUAAUCUGCCACAAGACUCCACAAAAUCACUUGUGCUGUAGAUCCCUGGCAAAAC